GCGCCCUCGGUGGUCCUCCACAACUUGGGCAAUCGCUAUCAAUAAUACCCACAAAAAUUUUACUCUCAAAGCCUUUCCUCCAGUCGCCAUGGAAAUAGAUAUAGUCAAAUCCUACAAAUUAAGAAGCUACGCACCUAAACUUUCAUUGCCUAUCCUAAAACCAACACCCCACCUUCACCGUUUUCCUCCUCCAAUCCACGCUUCCCUUCUGUACCUUUCCCCUUUCCCUCUCUGCUUUACUUUUAAGCCUUCCCUUCUUCUUAUUCUUCUUCCUUUUUGCUACUGCAAGGAUUUGUUCUUCAUUUCUACAGCUUUAGUCGUUUCUGGUUAUAAGUUUUUGUGGGCUGUUCUUGAAGUCUGCUUCUGGGCGGAGAUCGUGGAGGGUUUUCAGCAUGGACAACGAGUAUGACAAACUUAUCAGGAGGAUGAACCCACCUAGAGUUGUGAUUGACAAUAACGCUUGUAAGGAUGCUACAGUCAUCCAGGUUGACAGCAUGAACAAGCACGGGAUUCUCUUGAAAGUUGUGCAAGUCCUCAUGGAUAUGAACUUAGUAGUGACCAAAGCUUAUAUCUCCUCUGAUGGAGGUUGGUUCAUGGAUGUUUUUAAUGUUAUCACUUGUGAAGGAAACAAAAUCAGAGACCAAGAAGUGAUAAACGCCAUACAAAUGAGGCUUGAAGUUGAUGCGAGUUUUGUGCCAUCUUUGAGGGAAUCCGUCGGUGUGAUGCCCUCAGAAGAUCACACCUCGAUCGAGCUGUCUGGUAAUGACAGGCCUGGUUUAUUGUCUGAAGUUUGUGCUGUUCUUGCGGACCUUCACUGUAAUGUAGUAAAUGCUGACGUUUGGACACACAAUAAUAGGGCUGCAGCUGUAGUGCAUGUGACAGAUGAUGCCACUGGCGGAGCCAUCAAAGAUACACAGCGGCUCUUAACAAUCAAGGAGUUACUGUGCAAUGUUCUCAGAGGGAAUGGCGAGUUAAAGGAAGCCAAAAUGACCCUUUCUCCUCCUGGGGUCACCAGCACAGACAGAAGGCUGCAUCAGAUCAUGCAGACUGAUAGAGAUUAUGAAAGGGCUGGCCAAACAAGGCUUGAGGUUGAACACGAGAACUUGAGACCCCAUGUUACUGUCUUGGAUUGCACAGAGAAGGAUUACACUGUGAUUACUACCAGAUCUAGAGAUCGCCCUAAGCUGCUGUUUGAUGUCAUUUGCACUUUGACGGACAUGGAAUAUUUUGUCUUUCAUGGGAUGGUCAACACUGGGAGAAUGGAAGCUUAUCUGGAAUUUUACAUAAGACACAAGGAUGGGUUGCCGAUUAGCUCCGAAGCGGAAAGAGAUCGAGUAUUGAAUUGUCUUGAAGCAGCUAUUGAAAGAAGGGAGUCUGAGGGACUUAAACUAGAACUGUAUGCAGAAGACAGAGUUGGGCUCCUCUCAGAUAUCACAAGAGUAUUUAGGGAGAACAGCCUGUGUAUCAGGAGAGCAGAAAUAGCCACCAAACAUGGAAAAGCAAAGGACAUUUUCUAUGUUACAGACAUGACAGGAACCACCAUUGAUGCAAAGAUUGUUGAGUCCAUUCGAAAACAGAUCGGGGACGCCAUGUUGCAGGUGAAACACAGCUCGUGCCUCUCUGAAACGUCCCCAAAGGAGACAACAACAGGAGUCUUCUUGGGGAACUUCUUCAAGGCAAGAACAUUCCAAAAUUUCAAAUUGAUAAGAUCCUACUCUUGAAAGCAGCUGCUCUGCCCUUUGUGUGCAUAUUCUUUCACAAGUAAAAAAGAUGCACAGAUACACGAUUAAGUUCAAGGGACAAUGUAAAUGUAUAGGAACCCUUCCUUUUACCCUUACAAGUGAGAGGUUUGGAAUAACUAUAAACCCAGAAGAAGCCUACCUUCUUCUGUUGAAAGGCAAGUUUGAUUGGAUGUAUGUAUUUGUUGUCUUUUAAGAAAAUGAUGUGCACAGGACAGUGUAGUGUGAGGAAAAUGCUUAUUCUACAAAAAUUGUAGAAAAGACUGUAAAGCUGUAAUUAUUGGCCUCAAAUUCAAUGGAAAUAGAUGCACAAAAUUGCCUUCA
Messenger RNA from Cucurbita pepo subsp. pepo (vegetable marrow), 2063 nucleotides. RefSeq names its product ACT domain-containing protein ACR6. The record is from RefSeq and is a predicted model, not a curated record. NCBI's taxonomy places the organism in Eukaryota, Viridiplantae, Streptophyta, Magnoliopsida, Cucurbitales, Cucurbitaceae.